GUUAUAAAAGGCCUUAAGGCAAUUCAUCAAAAACAUCUAGUACAUUGUGAUUUUCAUGCAGGAAAUAUACUACUAAAUACGAAUUAUAUAUAUGAUGUUAGAUUUCAUACUUAUAUAUUUAUUUCAGAUAUGGGAUUAUGUAAAGAAGUUCAUGAUGUCAAUCAAAGUAAUAUUUAUGGAGUUAUACCUUAUGUAGCGCCUGAAGUGUUAAAGGGAAAACCUUAUACUCAAGCAGCAGACAUAUAUAGCUUUGGCAUGAUUAUGUAUUUUAUAGCAACUGGAGGACAACCUUUUGCUAAUUGUGCACAUGAUGAAAUUUUAGUAUUAAAUAUUUGUGAUGGAAUUAGACCUGAAAUAAAAGAACCAGUAGCACCAAAAUGUUAUAUUGAUUUAAUGAAAAGAUGUUGGGAUCCAAAUCCGGACAAUAGACCAAAAGCAACUGAAUGUUAUGAA
Molecule: messenger RNA, 453 nt
Organism: Rhizophagus irregularis DAOM 181602=DAOM 197198
Lineage: Eukaryota; Fungi; Glomeromycota; Glomeromycetes; Glomerales; Glomeraceae
Source: RefSeq, a predicted model, not a curated record